Molecule: messenger RNA, 2130 nt
Organism: Macadamia integrifolia
Lineage: Eukaryota; Viridiplantae; Streptophyta; Magnoliopsida; Proteales; Proteaceae
Product: protein WVD2-like 6
Exons: 9
Coding region: 334-1812 (492 amino acids)
Molecular function (GO): microtubule binding
Source: RefSeq, a predicted model, not a curated record
CUCUAUCACACACAUGUUCUCUCUCUAUCGCUUGCCUGCAUUCAAGAGUGUUUGGAUUCUUGAGGUGUAGGUGGUGUUGCAACUUCAUACUCGUUCCGGAAAGAAAAAAAUUCAAAUUCGCUUUUUGAAUAUUGUUUGGUGAAUCUGUACGGUUAUCAUAGUGUUUUGAAGAUCGGACAUCACCAUCUCCUUCUCCUCUUCCACUCGCAUCUCCAUCGGUUUCUCAGAGCAACGAAUCGUAGAUCCCUAUAUUCACAGGAAGCCUCUCCGGUUGAUUUUUUGUUUUGGUUGAGUUCUUUCGCUUCGAAGUGAGAAUGGUGUUUUAAUAUUUAGAUGGUCUGUGUAGGUGAGAAUGAAACGUUCAAGAUCGCAUUUCUCUUAGUAAAAUCUACUGCAUUUCGAUCUCCGCAUGCAAUGGAUGGUGAUAGUACUAUAGCUGUUUCCAAUGGGAAACUGUCCUGCACUGGUGGGGAAGGUUCAGUGCCAGAGAAAGUUAAUGGUACAAAGAUGGUAGGACCAGAUGGAAGUUCAGAAAUUGAAGCACAGUUCGAAGAGAGUGUGAAUUUAAACUCAUAUACUGGGGAAGCUGGAGAUGGGCCGUUCGUCCAUGAGCAAAGCAAUGGAUUAGCCAUAUCUAAGGAUUUGAGGGAGAAAGACCAUGACAAUACAAACCACGAUAAACCAAAAUGUCAAGGGAAGAGCAAGAGUGCGAAUCCUUCAAGCCCCAAAUGUGUAGUGACAAGUUUGGUGCAGAAGAACAAAGAUGGGAAACAUUUUGAGGUGGCCUCCACUGUUCAGAAUGGUUCACUCACGAAUUCAAACGUGAAGCAGUCUCUUGCCCUUGCAACCAACAGGAGGUCAUUGAAUGAGAGGCAAGCUGCUGAAGGUAAGGCAAGUGUGGAUUCCAGAAAGCUAACACAAUCAAUGUCUGCUCAGACAUCCAUGGAAUCUGUAAAAUCUGUCUCGGCUUCCUCUGGUGCAAAUAUCUCCCAUGCUGAAGGCUUGAAGGAGCAAGGAAAACAUCUGAAGCCCCUGAAACAAGGACCACCUAGUGAGGUUGAAGGGAACACAAAUUCUGCUUCUUUAAGCCCCACAGCAGGAGGUCCAAAACCCCGAAUAGUUGGCACACUUCCUUCUUACGGCUUUAGUUUUAAGUGUGAAGAACGAGCUGAGAAAAGAAGAGAGUUCUUCUCAAAGCUUGAGGAAAAGAUCCAUGCAAAAGAGGCUGAGAGAAACACGUUGCAGGCGAAGUCAAAGGAGACUCAAGAAGCGGAAAUUAAAAUGCUCAGGAAGAACUUGACCUUUAAAGCUACCCCAAUGCCAAGUUUUUAUCAGGAUCCUGCACCUCCCAAGGUGGACUUGAAAAAGGUACCACCAACAAGAGCUAAAUCUCCCAAGCUUGGCCGUCAUAAGAACUCAUCCACAGCAGAGAUUGAAGGAAAUAGAAGCCGCAGUCGUCAAUCGGGCCGCCUGAGUCUUGAUGAGAAAGUCUCUCAAAAUGGCCUCAUGAAGGGAUCAUCACCGUCACAAACCAAGAAGCCACUUAGAAAGUCUCUUCCCAAACUGCCUUCUGAAAAGUCCACAUUGGCCAAUGCAACAGAUGAUGCUACAUCUCCCACUGAGCAUGAGGAUCACCAUUUGGAAAAGGAGGCUGAUCCAACAGCUGGGCCAAGCCAAGCUGAUUCUAGUACUGAAGGUGGACCUGGGGCGCAAGAGCAUGCAGAGCCCUCGUCAGAGCAGGUGACCGUGAGCGAACCCCUUGAGACAGAGCAUUCAGCUGAGCAGAGCAGUGAGAGUGUGUAUGUAUGUUAACAGCAGAGGCAUAUCCGCGAGAAAUAAGGAAGGUAUGAAUAAGACUGGAAUGAUACUGAGGAAGGCAUGAAGGACUUCGUAUUAUGGGUUUGUAUGAUCUAUCUUGUUCAUAGUCAGCAUCGAGAUUGAUUGCUUCUUUGUGUACUUGCUUUUGUGAUUGCCUAUCUUGGCGAUAUGGACUUGCAUUGCACCUACACUUGCACCACCAUUGUAUUAUUAUCUGUGGGGUUUUUCCUACUUAGUUCGCAAUUGUAUUUUAAUUUUUGUUUUACGUUGUUACCAUUGUUUUCCUGUUGUUGAGGACUGAGUGUUGUUCCA